Nomia melanderi (Alkali bee) is the source of this 3198-nucleotide messenger RNA. RefSeq names its product peroxisomal N(1)-acetyl-spermine/spermidine oxidase. NCBI's taxonomy places the organism in Eukaryota, Metazoa, Arthropoda, Insecta, Hymenoptera, Halictidae. Gene Ontology annotation, molecular function: polyamine oxidase activity. The record is from RefSeq and is a predicted model, not a curated record.
AAUUACCGUUUAAAAAUUCAUUGAUACGCGCCUAAGAAACGUGUCAAUUUCAAAUAACAAACGAAUAAAAAUCAUGCGGUAGAAAUGAUCGUAAUCAACGCGCGAGCGAGCGAGUGCUGUGUGCUGUGUGCUGUGUGCUGUGUGCUGUGUGCUGUGUGCGGUACGCGGUACGCGGUACGCGCGUCCGUGUGUGCGUGCUGUUCUCGAUUAUACACACAGAAAAUGGGAACAGUUCUCUGAUUGUGAUUUGACCAAGAACCUUCUCGUGUUUUGGUUGGAAGGUACAAUGCACGGUAUUUAAGGCAAAAUGGAGAGCUGAUAUGAUAUGAUCAUGGCGGAAUCCACGAACAAGACGGAGGAUGAUGAAGUUAAAUGUAAGGUUUUAAUUAUCGGAGCCGGAAUGGCCGGACUGUCGGCGGCAAAUCAUUUGUUGAAGAACCACGAAACCGAUUUCUUGAUCGUGGAGGCACGAGGUCGUAUAGGUGGUCGUAUCGUAGCAUUAAAAAUCGGCAAUGAGAAAGUUGAGUUAGGAGCAAAUUGGAUCCACGGAGUUUUAGGGAAUCCUAUGUUCGAAUUGGCAAUGGCGAAUGGACUAAUAGAUAUCGUACGUGUACCGAGGCCUCAUAAAGUUGUAGCAGCUACGGAAGAUGGGAAGCAAUUGUCGUUUCCAGUCCUGCAAGAAAUCUAUGAAGCUUAUAUAUGUUUUUUAAGACGAUGCGAAGAGUAUUUUCUAAGCCCUUAUAGCCCUCCGGAUGGAAUAAACAGUGUCGGCGCGCAUGUGGCAUUAGAGGCUGAGAUUUAUUUAUCCUCUCUGCCCGAAGAGGAGAGAAGAAUUAGACAAUUAUUGUUCGAUUGUUUACUUAAAAGGGAAACUUGUAUUACUGGCUGUGAUAGUAUGGAAGACGUCGAUCUCUUGGAAAUGGGUUCUUACGCAGAGUUACAAGGUGGAAACAUUAGUCUUCCGGAUGGGUACAGUGCUAUUUUGGAACCGGUUGCUAAACAUAUACCAAAGAACAGCAUUCUCGUCAGACACGUUGUAACGAAAAUUAGGUGGCACAAGAAGAAGUGCGUCGAAGAGGAGAAUUCCGAGAGCUGUUUAAAUUCGAAUGGUUUGAUAGAAGUGCAGUGCGAGAAUGGGAAGAGAAUAUUAACGGAACAUGUGAUUUGUACAUUGCCAUUAGGAGUUCUUAAGGAAAAAGCUAACGAUAUAUUCGAACCACCUUUACCUAAUUAUAAGCUUGAAGCCAUAAAUAGAUUACUGUUUGGUACCGUAGACAAGAUAUUUUUGGAAUACGAGCGACCUUUUUUAAACCCCGGUAUAUCGGAAGUGAUGCUUCUCUGGGACGAUAGACGAUUAUUGGAAGAGGACAAGCAGGACAUCGGCAAAACGUGGUUCCGGAAGAUCUAUUCUUUCACCAAGAUCUCGGAAACGUUGUUGCUAGGAUGGAUAUCGGGGAAAGCGGCGGAAUACAUGGAAAAAUUGAGCGCAACGGAGGUAGCGGAUGCGUGCACGUCGAUACUGAGGAAAUUUCUGAACGACCCGUACGUGCCGGCGCCAAAGAAUUGCAUCCACACCUCCUGGCACGCGCAACCGUACACGCGCGGCUCGUACACCGCGAUGGCCAUUGGCGCGAGUCAGUCGGACAUUAAUCGUUUAGCCGAGCCUAUCAAGCAACAGGACGACCCGUCGAAGAUCGUCGUAGCGUUUGCCGGCGAGCACACGCAUUCUUCCUUUUACAGUACAGUGCACGGCGCCUAUUUAACCGGCCGAACCGCUGCUCAAGCACUCCUGGAAUCGAGCAAGAACGAUAAGAACUCGCUGAGCCUCAGCUGCGAAGACACGAACGACCUCAGCUCGUGGAUACAAGGGAUCUCGCUGAAUUAAUACCAGAGAAGGACAGAAACUCUACACACCUAUCGAGCACAAUUUACUACUGACGGUUACGAACAAUAUUUUCCACACUGUCGCGAGGCGAUAAUUGUGAUUUCUCUAGGUAUUUAGUAUUAAACGCGAAAUUCCUAAACUCUGUUUAUUUUGUAAAUAUCAUAGCGAAUAUUCUUUCCGUUAUGUACAUAAGAACAACGCCUGUCUAAGACUCUUCUUCUUUUUCUUCUUUUUCUUCUUUUUCUUCUUUUUCUUUUUUUCUUUCACGAAAGAAGAUACAGAAUGUUACUACUACUCGUAUGUUGUGUUUCUGGUGAGUAAUCCUGUUAACGAAAUCAAAUCGAAUGAAAUGAAAUGCAGAAAGUGCUUUUUAUUUUAGAGAAAUUCAUUGUCGUUUGCAAGAAAUUGAUUACGAUGGUCUUACGAUAUAUAUUAUUAUUGUAUCAGUCGAGGCUUUACUCGGCGAGAAUAGAAACGAGAUGGGAAUGAAAGAGAAAUAUUUCUGUACAAACUGAAAGGCAUCGGUUAUCGUUACACGCGCGUUGUAGCAGAAACUUUCCAAACAUUUGCAACAGAUCCCAAGUGACAGGAGUUUUUAUUCUAACGAGAGAUUAGCAUUCCUUCGAUUCUGCAUUUUCUUUCGAAACAUGUUUACACGUGCAAGUAUUAGGAGAAACGUGCGAUUCGUCUAGUCAUAUUGCCUCGAGCGAUUUAGUUUUAAAUAAUUCUUACAUCUGCGAUUCUUUGUUUAAUUUUAACCCAAUAACCGACCCACACUGUGCUAAUCGAUGUAGCACGUGUUGUUUUGUAAUUAAACGAACAGAAUAGAAAGCCUUGAAACGGUGAAUUUCCGUUGAAUAUGUGAUAGAAACAUUUGCAGCAAUUAUUACUUUGCUAUGUACAUUUGAUACUUUCAGAAAGUAAGUUUUUCUUUUUCUAAUAAUGAAAUACCAACUGUAUAUGUAUUUAUUUUUCUCUAACUGCCACUUAAUCUUAAUUCAUGAUAGCGCAAAUUGAGGGAUAAUUGAUGAAACAAAAAGAAAUGUUAUAUUAUGCACAGAUAGUACUAUAACUAAAAUAAAUAAUUUUCAGUAAUUACCUUAAAUAAUUCUUUGACGUUUUACACGAACCUGUACACAGCGGAACAUCCCACUCGGAAGAGAAUAUUAUUUUAAUAUUUUAAUCUUGUGUUCAAAUCAAAUCGUCUAUGUAGAGAUUCAGUUUUAUUUCGAGAUAAGCAAUAUUUUUAUCGUUACAUCAGUUUGUACAUUUAUUGUACAAAUAAAUAUUAUACAGCAUAUCGUUAAGCAACU